GGCAUUUUCUGCUUUUUUGCAUAGACUCAAAUUUUACGCAUCUUUUCACCCUACUCAUUAAAGCAAAAGACGCAUCUCAAGAACAUAUUAUGAUGCAAGAACAACCAACUUCGUCUGACCAAAAGUUGACAGCCAGAACACUUUCAUGGAAGCGAGAUCAGACCAAUGGCGACUCAUCUUCAGUCAACAAUGUUGUCCGCAGCCCAGACGAGAUCGAAGCAGCACCCGAAGAAGAGAAGAAAAAGCGAUGGAUAGAACCCACUGCCAGACAAGGCUUUAAUGCCAUUGUCAGAUCUAGUUGGCUCAAUGUCCUCUUGGUUUUCAUACCUGUCGGCAUUGCAUCGCAUUUCAUGACUAGCUGGCCAGCCACUAUCCCAUUUAUCUUCAACUUUAUAGCUAUUAUCCCUUUGGCAAAACUAUUAGGCUUUGCAACCGAAGACUUGUCUCUGCGAGUUGGAGAGGUUCUUGGCGGUCUGUUAAACGCAACUUUUGGAAAUGCCGUUGAAUUGAUUGUGUCAAUCAUCGCCCUUGUGCAAGGCUUGGUUACCGUUGUACAGGCGUCUAUGCUGGGAUCUAUCUUAUCCAACUUACUUCUUGUGUUGGGAAUGUGCUUCUUUUUCGGCGGCCUCAAGUUCAAGGAGCAAAGCUUUAACGUCACAGCCGCUCAAACCUCUGCAUCUUUGCUCUUCAUUGCUACCAGCUCACUUUUACUUCCUGCUGCCUUCUAUGGCUCUGCCUAUGGUCUCAGUAACGAAAACAAAGCCGAUGUUACAAAAGAAAUUUUAAGCAUUUCCAGAGCUACCUCCAUCAUUUUGUUGAUCAUCUACGCCGGAUUUCUGUUUUUCCAAUUGAAAACACACAAGUCUUUCUUCUUGGAAGCUCCUAAAGAAGCCGGUAAAUUUGAACGCAGCAAUUCACGUCUCGUGCGUUCCGAUACGGAAGCAGCUGCUGGCAAUCAGAAUGAAGAAGAGGAAGAAGAGGAAGCACCCUUGAUGCCCUUGUGGAUGUCCAUGGUUUUGUUGACUGUUAUCACUGUAUUUGUUGCCGUUUGCGCCGAAUUCUUAGUUGAUGCAAUCAGUGCUGUUUGUGAGGCCUGGGGUGUGUCACAAACCUUUGUUGGUUUGGUUUUGCUUCCCAUAGUAGGAAAUGCCGCUGAACAUGUCACCGCCGUCACUGUUGCCAUAAAGAAUAAGAUGGAUCUAGCCCUCGGUGUCGCGGUUGGUUCUUCCAUGCAGAUUGCACUUCUCGUUACCCCACUUAUGGUCAUUAUAGGAUGGAUCAUCAAUCAGCCCAUGAGCUUGUACUUCAAUCUCUUUGAAACCGCUGUUAUGGUCAUCGCUGUCUUGAUGGUCAACUAUCUCAUCAUGGACGGAAAGAGUAACUGGCUUGAAGGCUUAAUGCUUUUCUGCGUGUAUAUUAUCAUUGCUAUUUCAAUUUAUUACUACCCAGCAAAUGACGGUGACUCCUUGUCAACUGCAACAAACUCAACUUCAACGUAAAUCAUAUUGCUCGACUUGACCUACAAAAAGGUUUAUCGAGACCUUGACAUAGUCUUUAGUUUAUAGUUAUAGAGACCUGUUGACUAUUUAAUGUAACCAAAAAUUUCCCGCAUCUGAACACAAAGCAUUGUGGUUUUCCAUUUUUCAUUAUUGAACACAUAAGGAGAAGUAAUCAAAAGGUGUUACCAAGGAGUCAGUAACGGAGGAAUACUA
Messenger RNA from Umbelopsis ramanniana AG, 1712 nucleotides. RefSeq lists its product as uncharacterized. Gene Ontology annotation, cellular component: fungal-type vacuole membrane. The record is from RefSeq and is a predicted model, not a curated record. The transcript has 8 exons. Bases 90 to 1499 code for a protein of 469 amino acids. NCBI's taxonomy places the organism in Eukaryota, Fungi, Mucoromycota, Umbelopsidomycetes, Umbelopsidales, Umbelopsidaceae. Gene Ontology annotation, molecular function: calcium:proton antiporter activity. Gene Ontology annotation, biological process: calcium ion transmembrane transport; intracellular calcium ion homeostasis.